This is a messenger RNA of Penicilliopsis zonata CBS 506.65, 1617 nucleotides long. RefSeq lists its product as hypothetical. Gene Ontology annotation, cellular component: chaperonin-containing T-complex. Bases 1 to 1617 code for a protein of 538 amino acids. The transcript has 7 exons. The record is from RefSeq and is a predicted model, not a curated record. Gene Ontology annotation, biological process: protein folding. Gene Ontology annotation, molecular function: ATP-dependent protein folding chaperone; ATP binding; ATP hydrolysis activity. NCBI's taxonomy places the organism in Eukaryota, Fungi, Ascomycota, Eurotiomycetes, Eurotiales, Aspergillaceae.
AUGUCUGCAACACAGUUACUUAACCCCAAGGCGGAGUCGAGGCGGCGAGCGGAGGCUCUCAAGGUGAACAUCAGCGCUGGCGAGGGUCUCCAGGAUGUCUUGAAGUCGAACCUGGGUCCGUCAGGGACUCUGAAGAUGCUGGUUGAUGGCGCUGGUGGAAUCAAAUUGACCAAGGAUGGAAACGUUUUGCUGCGAGAAAUGCAAAUCCAAAACCCGACGGCUGUCAUGAUUGCGCGUGCUGCGACAGCACAGGAUGAUAUCACUGGGGAUGGAACAACGUCGGUCGUGUUGUUGGUUGGAGAACUUUUGAAGCAGGCCAACCGUUACAUCAGUGAAGGAUUACACCCUCGCGUUAUCACAGACGGAUAUGAGAUUGCGAAGACUGAAGCCCUGAAAUACCUCGACCAAUUUAAGAUCGAAAGACCGAUCGACCGCGAACUGCUACUAUCUGUGGCCCGGACAUCUCUCUCUACGAAGCUAAACACCGCACUCGCUGAGAAGCUGACCCCUGACAUUGUUGAUGCCGUGCUUGCCAUCCACAAAGCCCCCGAGAAGCCCGAUCUGCACAUGAUCGAGAUCAUGACCAUGCAACACCGGAUGUCGUCGGACACUCAGCUCAUCCGUGGUCUUGCUCUGGACCACGGUGCGAGACACCCUGAUAUGCCGAAGCGUGUUGAGAAUGCGUUCAUCUUGACCUUGAAUGUCAGUCUCGAGUACGAAAAGUCGGAGAUCAACUCUGGGUUUUACUACUCCAGCGCUGAGCAGCGUGACAAACUGGUGGAAAGCGAGCGUCGCUUCGUGGACGCCAAGCUCCAGAAGAUUGUGGAGCUGAAGAAGGAGGUUUGCGGAAACGACCCGAAGAAGGGUUUUGUUGUCAUCAACCAGAAGGGUAUUGACCCCCUGAGUCUGGAUGUGCUUGUCAAGAAUGGCAUUUUUGCUCUUCGCAGAGCCAAGCGGAGAAACAUGGAGCGUCUCCAGCUGGUCUGUGGCGGAACCGCGCAGAACAGCGUGGACGACCUCAGCCCGGACGUUCUUGGAUGGGCCGGCCUGGUAUAUGAGCACCAGCUUGGAGAAGAGAAGUUCACUUUCGUUGAGGAGGUCAAGGACCCCAAGUCUGUCACCAUUCUCAUCAAGGGACCCAACCAGCACACCAUCGCCCAGGUCAAGGAUGCGGUUCGGGACGGCCUUCGCUCAGUCUACAACACCAUUGUCGACGGCUGCGUUGUGCCGGGUGCUGGUGCCUACCAGAUCGCCUGUGCGGCGCACCUCCGCAACUUCCGCAGCUCCGUCAAGGGCAAGGCCAAGUCGGGCGUUGAUGCAUUUUCCGAUGCCCUCCUGGUGAUUCCCAAGACCCUUGCCGCCAACUCAGGACAUGACAUCCAGGACUCGCUGGCUGCCAUGGAGGAUGAGCGGACUGAGGGCGUCCCGAUCGGCCUGAACUUGGCCACCGGGGAGCCGAUGGACCCCGUGCAAGAGGGUGUCUUCGACUCCUUCCGCGUUCUGCGGAAUUGCAUCGCCUCCAGCACCGGUAUCGCGUCGAACCUCCUCCUCUGCGACGAACUGCUCAAGGCUCGGCAGAUGAGCAGACAAGGCGGUCCUGCCGGUAUGGACGAGUGA